AUGAUCUCGACGAUGGCGGUAGUGUGGCUGGCCAACCUGCUCAUCUUGGCGGCGGCGGCAGACGAAUACGUCCGCGACUUGGAAGUGUCAGAAGGAGCGCCAGUGGGAACGAGGAUAGGCUUCAUUGGCGACGGGGCGUCCCCAAACAGCGGUCCGCCGUAUUUGAUCGUGCCCGUGGGAAGUGCCGUCGAAACCGAUCUCUCCAUCGACCAAAACACCGGCGAAAUUCGGACUAAAGUGCCUCUGGAUAGGGAGACCCGCGCGAGUUACCACUUGGUGGCGAUACCGAUGAGUGGGGAUAAUGUCAAAGUGAUUGUUAAAGUUUUGGAUGAGAAUGAUAAUGCGCCGACGUUUCCGAUGGCUGUCAUGAACAUUGAAUUUCCUGAAAAUACGCCUAGAGAUGUGAAGAGGACGUUACAUCCUGCUAGAGAUCUGGAUCUUGAUGUGUAUAAUACUCAGAAGUACAAUAUAAUAUCUGGAAAUAUAAAUAACGCAUUUCGGUUGUCUUCCCAUAGAGAGCGUGAUGGUGUAUUGUAUCUUGACCUUCAAAUUAAUGGGUUUUUAGACAGAGAAACCACUGCAGAUUAUAGUCUAGUCAUUGAAGCUUUGGAUGGAGGUACUCCUCCAUUAAGAGGAGAAAUGACUGUAAACAUAACAAUCCAGGAUGUUAAUGAUAAUCCACCUGUAUUCAAUCAAAGCAGGUAUUUUGCUACGAUCCAAGAGAAUGCAACAGUUGGGACUAAUGUGUUGAGAGUAACAGCUACUGACGCCGACUCUGAAGAAAACGGCCAAGUUGAAUAUUCGAUAAACAGAAGACAAAGUGACAAAGAUAACAUGUUUCGCAUUGAAUCCUCUACAGGUCUUAUAUCAGUCAAUAAGCCGUUGGAUUUUGAAAUAAAAGAAUUACAUGAGUUGGUUAUAGUAGCAAGAGAUCACGGUUUGCAGCCUUUAGAAGCCACGGCGUUUGUUUCGAUAAAAGUGACAGAUGUUAACGACAACCAACCUACCAUAAACGUGAUAUUUUUAAGCGACGAUGCCACUCCGAAGAUAAGUGAAUCUGCUCAACCUGGAGAAUUUGUAGCCAGAAUAAGCGUGCAUGAUCCAGAUUCGAAAACUGACUACUCUAAUGUGAAUGUAACACUUUCUGGAGGAGAUGGACACUUUGGUCUUACUACAAGAGAUAACAUUAUAUAUUUGGUAAUUGUUUCUUUACCGCUAGACAGAGAACUGAAGCCUAAUUAUACUUUGGACGUAGAAGCAACUGACAACGGAAAUCCUCCUCUGCACGCCACAAGAACCAUCGAUCUUCAGGUGACUGAUAUCAACGAUAACGCGCCUGAAUUUGACCACGCUAUUUACCACGCAAAUGUUAUGGAAGUUUCGGACCCAGGAACGUCGGUUCUUCAAGUUCUUGCAAUCGACAAAGAUGAAGGAAACAAUAGUGCGAUAAGUUAUUCUCUUUUGGAUACUCCGGAUACGCAUUCGGGAUGGUUCCGUAUCGAUUCUCGAAGUGGUUUAGUAACAACGCGGGUUCACGUGGAUUGUGAAACUGAUCCAGUGCCAAAAUUGACGGUAGUGGCUACCGAUAACGGAUUUCCUCCGUUGUCUUCGUCAGCCACAGUGUUAGUGACUAUUCAUGACGUCAACGAUAACGAGCCGAUCUUCGACCAGAGCUUUUACAACGUUUCAGUGGCGGAGAAUGAACCGAAAGGACGAUGCAUUUUAAAGAUCGAUUUAUUCGGACUUAUAUUAAACUCUUCAAUAAAUUUUGAUAUUUGA
Messenger RNA from Diabrotica balteata, 1779 nucleotides. Lineage: Eukaryota; Metazoa; Arthropoda; Insecta; Coleoptera; Chrysomelidae. The record is from the annotation of a GenBank genome assembly.